Protopolystoma xenopodis is the source of this 921-nucleotide messenger RNA. NCBI's taxonomy places the organism in Eukaryota, Metazoa, Platyhelminthes, Monogenea, Polystomatidea, Polystomatidae. The record is from the annotation of a GenBank genome assembly.
AUGGCUUUGCUUAACAUGAAGUCAUCUACGCUUCGUCUACCUUCCUCUAUCGAUGCUUUACUCCCAGCUGACAUUGGUUUGGUUCCCGCAAAAACUAUUGCAUUCUCUUUCAGAUAUGGUAUGGAGAGUUUGAUACGCAAUCUCGUCUCUGAGAUUUCUGCCGCCGGAUCAGCUUCCCUUUUGACUAAUGUUAAAUGCGACAAGAUUGAAGUGAAUAGUUCAGGAGGCUUCACUUUGUAUGCAAAAAAAAUCUUGGAUAAUUCUCAUUUGGAGUUAAACGUUGAUUCUUUAUUCAUGUGUCUACCUGCCUAUAAGGCCGCAGGUCUGCUUUCUGGCCAUUUAUUUCCCGACGAGCUGCUCGAUAAAAUCCGAUUAACCUCGCUACCCUGGGCUAAUGUUGCCGUCGUGGUUCUCGAAUUGGACGGUCACGUUCCUCCACCCCAUCUGGGUUUUGGCCAUUUGGUACCUCGUUGUGAGGAUUUAAUCACUUUGGGUGUGAUUUAUGACUCUGUCUGUCUCCCUCAUAUGGACGCCACUAAAACUAUUUCUACUCGAUACACCGUCAUGAUGUCACCGCCUGCAACUUGGAUGGACCAAUUUUUUUCUGCUUCGGAAAAAAAAACAUUGCCUAUUGGCCUGGCUGAUGAGAUGGAAGUUUUUGCUCUUUCAGUUCUGACUCGCCAUCUAGGAAUCCAAAAUCCUCAGGUUUUGGGGCGUCAGGUCAGCAUUUUGCCUAAUUGUAUUCCACAAUACCCGGUUGGGCACACUGAGAAUAUUGACCUAUUUCGUUGUGGGAUCAGAAGCUGCCUUCCUGCCCAUCUAGCUGAUCGGCUUAAAUUUGUCGGUAAUUCGUACGAUGGAGUUGGCAUUGCAGAUGUGGUACUGAGCUCUGUUAUGGCUGUUGACUCCAUCUUUGGAUGA